Molecule: messenger RNA, 5482 nt
Organism: Oncorhynchus nerka (sockeye salmon)
Lineage: Eukaryota; Metazoa; Chordata; Actinopteri; Salmoniformes; Salmonidae
Gene: kctd12b
Product: potassium channel tetramerisation domain containing 12b
Exons: 2
Coding region: 938-2278 (446 amino acids)
Biological process (GO): regulation of G protein-coupled receptor signaling pathway; protein homooligomerization
Cellular component (GO): signaling receptor complex
Molecular function (GO): protein binding
Source: RefSeq, a predicted model, not a curated record
UUAUUUACGGUACUUUUUGUAGCAGCAGAGCUCUCCGGGAUGGCAUAAGAGUGGCUAUUACUACGGGAGGAGAAAGCCUACCGACCAAACAAAAGACAGAGCCUCGUGGACUCGUUCCAUCGGCGAUGGCACAGCUAGAGGUGUUUUUGUUCACUGCUCUAGCUCGCAUUUCGUCUGGGAAAUCUGCUUCCUUUAUUGGCUAAUCCUGACCGGUACAUCAACCGACACCUCCAACUAUGGAUUGCAUUGAAGUUCCACCUUGUGUGUUUCUGCGUCAAGACAAUAAGAAGUAAGAGAAAAACAUCACGGACGACUGUGGGUUAUUCUCCAUUCCGGACUGAUCCCCAUCUAUAGAGCGGGUCAUUGAGAAAUGCAGAAGUCAACGGAUUUUUACUCGAAAUAGAUUUUGAUAGACUAUUUUGUUUCAAUCCUCGGCUGCAAUAUUCAGGAUAUUCCAUUGGUUGACGUGUAAAGGGCAUGGACACAAUGUUUAUUAUCCACUGUCUACGCAAGUUAUGUUUUAGCUACCAUAAAUUAUCCCUGUAGUUAGAAUAUAUGUCUUCGUGCUCUCUAUUUUGCAAUUAACGGCCUGGGAUGAUAUAACAGUUUAGAGGAUUGCUUUGCGCUGGUAGGAAUAGUGCUCUGCUGUAGUUAAGCUCUUUUUAACAGAGAAAGGCCUGUCGGGAUAGACGCUACGCAGAUCGCCUAUAGGCUUUCAGAAAUACCCCUUUGUUCAUUUUGACAACAAACCGAUAUAUAUAUAUAUAUAUAUAUACAACAUCAAAUGUAAUUCAUAUAAACGCAAGUAACCUAUUCUGAGCUGCAGUGUACAGUUGUAGGCUAUAAGGUGGAAUCAUCUGCCCACUGCACUAGCAAGGUGACAGUAGAGUAGGGUUGCAGUGUGAGUGGGGUUCUCUGUGACAGAAGGACAACAACCAUGGCUCUGCCAGAUAACACCCCAGGCAUUCCUGUAGUGGAGGAAGUCAUCUUCCCUGAGAUAGUAGAGCUGAACGUGGGCGGCCAGGUGUACAUCACCCGCUACUCAACCCUCAUCAGUGUACCAGACUCUCUCCUGUGGGAGAUGUUUAGCAGGAAAACCACCAAAGGUCUGGCGAGGGACACCAAGGGCCGUUUUUUCCUGGACCGGGAUGGUUUCCUGUUCCGAUAUAUUCUGGACUACAUGAGAGAUCAGCAGCUGGUGCUCCCUGACCACUUCCCAGAGCGGAGUCGCCUGCAGCGGGAGGCUGAGUUCUUCAACCUACCUGAGCUCAUAAAGAUCCUGGCGCCCAAACUCAGCAAGCAGAACUCGCUGGGUGACGAGGGGUGUCAGAGCGACCCGGAGGACUCCUCGCCGGGCAUCGACACCGGGCGCAACCUAGCCUCGCUGGGCACUGCCGCUGCCUGCGCCAGCCUGGUCCCCAGUGGAGACGGUAAACGCUCAGGAUUCAUCACCAUCGGUUAUCGCGGCUCCUAUACUUUGGGGCGUGACAGUCAGUCCGACGCCAAGUUCAGACGUGUUGCUCGCAUUAUGGUCUGUGGCAAGACGUCGCUGGCUAAAGAGGUGUUUGGGGAGACGCUGAACGAGAGCCGUGACCCGGACCGACCCCCAGAGCGCUACACGUCACGCUACUACCUCAAAUUCACCUUCCUGGAGCAGGCCUUUGACAAGCUGGCAGACGCCGGGUUUCACAUGGUGGCCUGUAACUCCACGGGGACCUGCGCCUUCGCUCACGAGCAGACGGACGACAAGAUCUGGACCAGCUACACUGAAUACGUGUUCUACCGUGAGCGAUCGACCUUUCCCAAACCUCAUCCCUUGGACCUCCCAGACACCAGUCGCCAUGCAGACCAGCCCGUCAACGACCCCUGCCACCCCAGCACUGCCGUCAGCCAAGCAGAAACAAACACCACUAUGGACCUAAGAAAUGGCCGGCCCCUCGACCCUCCUCCUCCUGCUACUCCCCCACCUCCCCUUCCUCCAGCUCCAGCCCCGUUCAGCCCUGACCUUCGUCUCUCUUCUCUCCCCUUUCCGCCCCUGCCAGACAUGAGCCCCCAGCGGCCCACCACCCUCGCCCUGAAGACCCUGCCCCACCCCAGCACCGUCAAGCAGAACGGGGGACUCCCACCGGGCGUUAAUGAGGAAGAGGAGGAGAGGAAGGUGAUGGAGGAAGAUCUAAAAAAGUGUAUUGAGGAUUUUAGGAAGAUCAAAGUUCCUAAAGUCUUCCCUGACAAGAAGAGGCACUGGCAGAACGACCUACUGAAGAAAUACAACGCCUAGGGGCAAUGACGUUACCAUGGCAACCUAACAGACACAACACAAUAAGAUGGUGUUACUGUGCAUAUCAGAUUACAGUAGUAAGCAGUGUAUAUCAAUGCUUGGCUUACAUAGGACUUGCAUUGAAAUGGCAUUGGACUUGAGAAGUCAGGCAUGCAUCAAACUCUACUAGACUACAUUGAUCACAGUAGAACCAUUUUUCAGUGGUUUAAUAUCACAUAAAGGCUAUUAUCACAUAAUGCUUUCUGGUUCAUGUUUCCAUAUACUCACCUUUACCUGAAGCAGGAACUAAGAGGACACCACAAUUAAGUGUCAACAACACAUGGAACGACUACGUUCACAGGCAAGUGCUGAUGAUGAAGAUAACAUGGACUUUACACGUCAAUAGAGUUGAAGUUGACGUGGAAUACAUCAAAUGGAUACUUUGUUGAUGGACUGGACAUCUAUAACAUAAUCUAUAGAGGACUACUAUGACUGAUAUCAGACUGGAAAUCUAUAAUAUAAUCUACAGAGGACUACUAUGACUGAUAUCAGACUGGACAUCUAUAAUAUAAUCUACAGAGGACUACUAUGACUGAUAUCAGACUGGACAUCUAUAAUAUAAUCUACAGAGGACUACUAUGACUGAUAUGAGACUGGACAUCUAUAAUAUAAUCUACAGAGGACUACUAUGACUGAUAUCAGACUGGACAUCUAUAAUAUAAUCUACAGAGGACUACUAUGACUGAUAUCAGACUGGACAUCUAUAAUAUAAUCUACAGAGGACUACUAUGACUGAUAUCAGACUGGACAUCUAUAAUAUAAUCUACAGAGGACUACUAUGACUGAUAUCAGACUGGAGGGUUAUAAACUAAAAUGGGACUGAUAUUCUUGCUAAUAUGAGAACAGUUUCCAUGUAGGGAAUGUUAGUGGCAAGUCUUUUACCCACAGAGGAACAUUUGAAAAUAGGGCUUUCAGUUCUGUGAUUCCACUUUCACCCUUUCCGAGAUCAAUAUUUUAGUGUGUUCUGGAAUAGACGUUGGCACUGCUCUCUCGUAAGAAUCAGGCUAAUAGACAAUAAUAGUGUUAUAUUAGUUCUUAGGAGCUUCACCUCACUGAUGCAAAAUAAAGGAAAAGGAAAUGUGAUCCCUGGGUCUAUUAAUGUCAAGUGUUUCAACUGAUUAAUAUUAACACAAGCUUCAAAGCCUCGUCCACACACACACACACACACACACACACACACACACACACACACACACACACACACACACACACACACACACACACACACACACACACACACACAUGCGCGCACACACAUAAAUACACACGUACACACACACACACACUCACACACACACACACACUCACACACAAAAAUGCACACACGUACACACAAAUAUGCACACACAAUAACGAAGCCUGAAAAAAGCAUUUCCAGUUUGGUUUUGUGUUUAUUAUUGUGCCAUUGUCCAUGCCUAAGACAGAAUAAUAGUGAUUGUGAUUGAAUUCUAAUUGUGGUAUUGUGAUAAGCUAAAAUGGGAACAGUUGAAUAACAACUUCAUGACCAACACAUUCACAUACUUAUUAUUCCCAUCUGUGCUGGGGCAUAGACAUCAUCACUCAGCCUGCCCUAAUGAAUCACUGCAUGGCCUCUGAGUGUUUAUCUCUCUCUCUCUCUCUCUCUCUCUCUCUCUCUCUCUCUCUCUCUCUCUCCCUCCCUCUCUCUCUCCCUCUCCCUCGCCCUCUCCCCCCUCGCCCUCUCUCUCUCUCUCAUCAGGAAGAGCAGUAAGUUAAUUUUUGUAAAUAGGUUAUUAUAAAGCCUGUCCUCCUGAGGAAGGAGUUUUAAUUGUACAAGCACAACGGUGCCAGACCUGGUCUCCUCUACGGUGAUGAUGAUUAUUUAUUUUAAAAAUGUCUCUAUCUCUCAAUUCAAUUUACAUUUAAAUUUAAGGGGCUUUAUUGCCAUGGGAAACAUAUGUUUACAUUGCGAAAGCAAGUGAAAUAGAAAAUAAACAAAAGUGAAUUAAACCAUAAAAAGUUAACAGUGAACAUUACUCACAAAGUUCCAAAAGAAUAAAGUCAUUUCAAUUAUGUAUAUAUACAGUGUUGCAAUGAUGUGCAAAUAGUUAAAGUACAAAAGGGAAAAUUAACAUAAAUAUAGGUUGUAUUUACAAUGGUGUUUGUUCGUCACUGGUUGCCCUUUUCUUGUGGCAACAGGUCACAAAUCUUCCUGCUGUGAUGGCACACUGUGGUAUUUCACCUAAUAGAUAUGGGAGUUUAUUAAAAUUAGAUUUUUAAGUAUUGAGGUAUUCUGCCACUGUGUACUCUCUGUUUAGGGCCAAAUAGCAUUCUAGUUUGCUCUGUUUAAAAAAAAAAUUCCAAUGUGUCAAGUAAUUAUCUUUUUGUUUUCUCAUGAUUUGGUUGGGUCUAAUUGUUUUGCCGUCCUGAGAGUUUGUGGGGUCUGUUUGCGUUUGUGAACCGAGCCUCAGGACCAGCUUGCUUAGGGGACUCAUUUUCAUUUCUCUGUAGGUGAUAGCUUUUUUAUAGAAGGUUUGGGAAUCGCUUCCUUUUAGGUGGUUGUAGAAUUUAACGUCUCUUUUCUGUAUUUUGAUAAUUACUGGGUAUCAGCAUAAUUCUGCUCUGCAUGUACUAUUUGGUGUUCUACGUUGUACACAGAGGAUAUUUUUGCAGAAUUCUGCAUGCAGUCUCAAUUCAGUGUUUGUCUCAUUUUGUGAAUUCUUGAUUGGAGAGCAGACCCCAGACCUCACAACCAUAAAGGACAAUGGGUUCUAUAACUGAUUCAAGUAUUUUUUGCCAGAUCCUAAUUGGAAUGUCGAAUUUAAUUUUCCUUUUUAUGGCAUAGCAGACUGUUCUAGUGCCUCGCCAAUUUGGUGAUGUAUAUGUUGCAGAGGGUGGGGCUUAAGCUGCAUCCCUGUCUCACCCCAUAACCCUGUGGAAAGAAACGUGAGUUUUUUGGCAAUUUUAACCGCACACUUGUUGUUUGUUACAUGGAUUUUAUUAUGUCGUAGGUUUUUUCCCCAACACCACUUUCCAUGAAUUUGUACUGCGGGCCCUCAUGCCAAAUUGAGUAGAAAGCUUUUUUGAAAUCAACAAAGCAUGAGAAGACUUUUGCCUUUGUUUUAGUUUGUUUGUUCGUCAAUUAGGGUGUGCAGGGUGAAUUUGUGGUCUGUCGUAUGGUAAUUUGUUAAAAAGCCAACUUGACAU